Messenger RNA from Onthophagus taurus, 1113 nucleotides. RefSeq names its product ubiquitin fusion-degradation 1-like (gene Ufd1-like). Gene Ontology annotation, cellular component: VCP-NPL4-UFD1 AAA ATPase complex. NCBI's taxonomy places the organism in Eukaryota, Metazoa, Arthropoda, Insecta, Coleoptera, Scarabaeidae. Gene Ontology annotation, molecular function: polyubiquitin modification-dependent protein binding. Gene Ontology annotation, biological process: ERAD pathway; ubiquitin-dependent protein catabolic process. The record is from RefSeq and is a predicted model, not a curated record.
UUUAAGGUCUAAUUUAUAGUUAAAUAAGAAUUUUAGGCUUGCGAAAACGUUAUCAUCAAUAAGGUUUAAUUUCGAGUUGUAACGAGUAAUUUGGAUUUAAUACAAUGUCCCGAAGACGUUACCCACAGUUUCAAUUUGGAUUUAAUAUGUUCCCCGAGGUUCCGCGGCCGUUUCAUACAACUUAUAAGUGUUAUUCAGUGGCAAUGCUACCGGGUAAUGAACGGCAAGAUGUUGAACGAGGAGGGAAAAUUAUAAUGCCUCCAUCCGCAUUGGAACAACUAACACGAUUAAACAUUAAUUAUCCAAUGUUAUUUAAAAUAACCAAUAAGCGGACGAAUUGUAAGACUCAUUGUGGUGUCUUGGAGUUUGUAGCCGAUGAAGGGAAUGUUUAUUUACCGUUAUGGAUGAUGCAUAACUUGGUGUUAGAGGAAGGAGAUUUUAUCACAAUCGAAAGCGUUUCCUUACCCGUUGGAACAUUUUCAAAAUUCCAGCCACUUUCUGCAGAUUUCCUUGACAUAACCAAUCCUAAAGCUGUCUUAGAAAAUUGCCUAAGAACCUUUGCAUGUUUAACAACGGGUGAUGUAAUUGCAGUUAAAUAUAACCAAAAAGUUUACGAACUAAGAGUCCUGGAAACGAAACCUUUAGAAGCAAUAAGUAUCAUAGAAUGUGAUAUGAAUGUGGAAUUUGCCCCGCCCGUUGGUUAUAAAGAGCAAGAACAUACAAAAAAAGUUGAGGAAGAGGAGAUGGCUGUGGAUCCAGCUGAUUUAAUGCCGGAACCUUCAGGUUUUGUAGCUUUCCGUGGUCAAGGUAAUCGGUUAGAUGGAAAGAAGCGAAAAGAUUCUACUUCGAAUGAUGUUCCAACGGCUAAACCAACUUACAUUAGAGGAAUUCCUGAUUACGAUUACCAAGUGGGGUCUUUGAGGUUCAUUAGGAGGAUUAAUGAACGACCUUCAUCCAGUAAAGAGACGGAUGCUGGGGAGGAAUUUAGGGCUUUCAGUGGAACUGGGUUUACUUUAAAAAAAAGUCGAGAUUAAAAUAAUUAAAUGUAUGUGAAUAAUGAUUAUGAAUUUGUAUUGAAUGAUAAGAUUAGUAAUAAAAUAAUUGUUUCGGCGA